This is a messenger RNA of Eutrema salsugineum, 663 nucleotides long. RefSeq lists its product as uncharacterized. Lineage: Eukaryota; Viridiplantae; Streptophyta; Magnoliopsida; Brassicales; Brassicaceae. Bases 1 to 663 code for a protein of 220 amino acids. The record is from RefSeq and is a predicted model, not a curated record. The transcript has 8 exons.
AUGAAUAAGGACACCAGCAAACUCGAGUUCGCUCUACGAAAUGCUAAUGAUGAAUGUUUACCAUGCACACUGUGGGGAAAGCUUGGUGAGGAAGUCUAUUCGGCUUGUCGGAGUGCGGGUGAUCGUCGAAUUACAAGUAGUUGUCAAACAACAAAGGUUCUGAUAGAUUUGAAUGAUCCCGAUGUCAUUGUCUUCAAGAAUAGUUUACCUGAGAAUUGCGGACGUAUUACCUUCUUGAGUAGCAAACCUCAACAAAGGGUUUCUUAUGGUGAUGAGAUUCAUUUCGAUCAGUUUCCAAUGGUUGUAAAAUGUAAGAUCAUGUGCACCAUCUACGCGGUUGACAUAGACUGGUCGUGGUUUUAUUUAGAUAUUUUAAAUCAGAAAGCUGAUGAAAUUCUCAAGGGGAACUUCGAUGAGAUACAAGAUCUGAAUGUCAUUCCUGAUGCACUGAAAAACUUGAUUGGGAAGACUUUUCAGUUUCUGAUUUGUGUUGAGAAAGAAAAUCUCUACGGUGGUAGUAAUACAUACAAAGUCAGGAAGGUUUGGAAAGGAAAUGAUGUUUUAUCCGCUGAUGAGGUGAAUGAAUCUGAUGAUAUGGGUGAUGAGAGUUUGCUAUUGUCUGGUGUUGCUGAUAAAUACGCUGAGGCAAGAGCCUUCUUAUGA